AUGGAGGCAGCGCGCACGGAGCGCCCCGCAGGCUGGCCCGGGGCGCCUCUCGCCCGGACGGGGCUCCUGCUCCUGUCGACGUGGGUCUUGGCCGGCGCCGAGAUCACUUGGGGCGCGACGGGCGGUCCUGGGCGCCCCGCGGCCGCGGCUUCGCGGCCCCCGGUGCUGCUUCCUCUCUUCCCGCGGGCAGUGGUAAGCCAGUGGCCAGAGGAGCUGGCGACGGCGCGGAGAGGCGCCGCACUGGGGCGCCGGCCCGGACCUGAGCCGCUGCCCCAGCCAGGAGGCGGCAGCGGCAGCGUUGGAACGAAGCAGGGAGAAGCCGGGGGACCGUCGCCGGCAGGCGCGCGGUGGGGCCAAGGCACCCCGGUUCCGGGCAAGCCUGGCGGCGCGAGGAGGAGUCGCCGGGCGCAGCCCUCCCGUGCCCUGGAACGCGGGGACGCCCGGGCCACUGCCUUGGCCGAUGGUUCCAGAGGAAGCCGCCCUCUGGCCAAGGGUCUCCGGGAGGAGGUGAAGGCGCCGCGGGCCGGGGGGGCGGCGGCCGAAGAGCUCCGGCUGCCCAGCACCUCGUUCGCGCUGACCGGGGACUCGGCCCACAAUCAAGCCAUGGUGCACUGGUCGGGACACAACAGCAGCGUGAUACUUAUCCUGACCAAGCUAUAUGACUUCAAUCUGGGGAGCGUGACUGAGAGCUCGCUGUGGAGAUCAACGGAUUAUGGCACCACCUACGAGAAGCUGAAUGACAAAGUGGGUUUGAAGACUGUCCUCAGUUACCUCUACGUCAAUCCCACCAACAAAAGGAAGAUCAUGCUUCUUAGUGAUCCUGAAAUGGAGAGCAGCAUAUUAAUCAGCUCAGAUGAGGGGGCCACCUAUCAGAAAUACCGGCUCACUUUCUACAUCCAGAGUCUGCUCUUCCAUCCCAAGCAGGAGGACUGGGUGCUGGCCUACAGUCUGGAUCAAAAGCUCUAUAGCUCCAUGGACUUUGGAAGACGGUGGCAACUCAUGCAUGAACGCAUCACACCCAACAGGUUUUACUGGUCGGUGGCCGGAUUGGAUAAGGAAGCGGACCUGGUGCACAUGGAGGUGCGGACCGCCGAUGGAUAUGCUCACUACCUCACCUGCAGGAUCCAGGAAUGUGCCGAGACCACUCGCAGUGGGCCUUUUGCCCGCUCCAUUGACAUCAGUUCCCUGGUUGUUCAGGAUGAAUAUAUCUUCAUUCAGGUGACAACUGGUGGAAGAGCCAGCUACUAUGUGUCCUAUCGGAGAGAGGCCUUCACCCAGAUAAAGCUGCCCAAGUACUCCCUGCCCAAGGACAUGCACAUCAUCAGUACCGAUGAGAACCAAGUGUUCGCAGCCGUCCAAGAAUGGAACCAGAACGACACGUACAACCUCUACAUCUCAGACAUGCGUGGCAUCUACUUCACCCUGGCCAUGGAGAACAUUAAGAGUAGCCGAGGUCUAAUGGGAAACAUUAUUAUUGAAUUGUAUGAGGUAGCAGGUAUCAAAGGGAUAUUCUUGGCAAACAAGAAAGUGGAUGACCAGGUGAAGACAUACAUCACUUACAACAAGGGCAGAGACUGGCGCCUACUUCAAGCCCCAGAUGUGGACCUGCGUGGAAGUCCAGUACACUGCUUGCUGCCCUUCUGCUCCUUACACCUGCACUUGCAGAUCUCUGAAAAUCCGUAUUCCUCAGGAAGAAUUUCUAGCAAAGAGACAGCCCCGGGACUCGUGGUGGCUACAGGCAACAUUGGCCCGGAGCUCUCAUAUACUGAUAUUGGUGUGUUCAUCUCUUCUGAUGGGGGCAACACAUGGAGACAGAUCUUUGAUGAAGAGUACAAUGUCUGGUUCCUAGACUGGGGUGGCGCCCUCGUGGCCAUGAAACACACACCUCUACCAGUCAGACAUUUGUGGGUGAGUUUUGACGAGGGCCACUCCUGGGACAAGUAUGGCUUCACUUCGGUUCCUCUCUUUGUUGACGGGGCUCUGGUGGAGGCAGGAGUGGAGACCCAAAUCAUGACAGUUUUUGGCCACUUCAGCCUCCGUUCUGAAUGGCAGUUGGUGAAAGUGGACUACAAAUCUAUCUUCAGCCGGCGCUGCACCAGGGAGGACUAUCAGACCUGGCACCUGCUCAAUCAGGGGGAGCCCUGCGUCAUGGGAGAAAGGAAAAUAUUCAAGAAACGCAAGCCAGGAGCUCAGUGUGCCCUGGGCCGAGACUCUUCAGGGACAGUGGUCUCAGAACCCUGUGUCUGUGCCGACUGGGACUUUGAAUGUGACUAUGGCUAUGAGAGACAUGGAGAGAGCCAGUGUGUCCCAGCUUUCUGGUACAACCCAGCCUCCCCAUCAAAGGACUGCAGCCUUGGUCAAAGCUACCUUAACAGCACCGGGUACCGGCGGAUUGUGUCCAACAACUGCACGGACGGGCUGAGGGAGAAGUACACAGCCAAGGCCCAGAUGUGUCCCGGAAAAGCCCCUCGAGGCCUCCAUGUGGUGACAACCGAUGGACGCCUGGUGGCAGAGCAGGGGCAUAAUGCGACUUUCAUCAUCCUCAUGGAGGAGGGUGAUCUCCAAAGGACAAACAUCCAGCUUGACUUUGGGGAUGGAAUCGCGGUGUCCUAUGCUAACUUCAGCCCCAUUGAGGAUGGCAUCAAGCACGUGUACAAGAGUGCGGGGAUCUUCCAGGUGAUGGCCUAUGCGGAGAACAACCUGGGCUCGGACACAGCUGUCCUAUUCCUGCACGUGGUUUGUCCUGUGGAACAUGUUCAUCUCCGAGUGCCAUUUGUCGCCAUAAGAAAUAAGGAGGUCAACAUCAGUGCAGUUGUGUGGCCCAGUCAGCUGGGGACCCUUACCUAUUUCUGGUGGUUUGGCAAUAGCACGAAGCCCCUCAUCACCUUGGACAGCAGCAUUUCCUUCACGUUCCUGGCCGAAGGCACCAACACCAUCACUGUCCAGGUGGCUGCUGGGAAUGCCCUUAUCCAGGACACAAAAGACAUUGCUGUGCACGAAUAUUUCCAGUCCCAACUCUUGUCAUUCUCUCCAAACCUGGAUUACCACAACCCUGACAUUCCUGAGUGGAGGCAAGAUAUUGGCAGUGUCAUCAAGAGAGCUUUGGUUAAAGUGACUGGUGUCCCGGAAGACCAGAUCCUGGUGGCCGUGUUCCCUGGCCUCCCCACUUCAGCAGAGCUCUUCAUCCUUCCCCCCAAGAACUUGACUGAGCGGAGGAAAGGCAACGAAGAGGACCUGGAACAAAUUGUAGAGAUGCUGUUUAAUGCUCUAAACCAAAACUUGGUGCAGUUUGAGCUGAAGCCAGGGGUUCAAGUUAUUGUGUUUGUCACACAGCUGACAUUAGCUCCGUUGGUGGACUCCAGUGCUGGGCACAGCAGCUCGGCCAUGCUUAUGCUCUUGUCAGUGGUGUUUGUUGGCCUGGCUGUGUUUCUAAUCUACAAGUUUAAAAGGAAAAUCCCCUGGAUUAACAUCUAUGCUCAAGUCCAGCACGACAAGGAGCAGGAGAUGAUUGGGUCAGUGAGCCAAAGUGAAAACACCCCCAAAAUCACACUCAGUGACUUCACCGAGCCCGAGGAACUGCUGGACAAAGAGCUGGACACCCGGGUCAUAGGAGGCAUUGCCACCAUUGCAAACAGCGAAAGCACAAAGGAGAUCCCCAACUGCACUAGCGUUUAA
This is a messenger RNA of Mirounga angustirostris (Northern elephant seal), 3675 nucleotides long. RefSeq names its product sortilin related VPS10 domain containing receptor 3 (gene SORCS3). NCBI's taxonomy places the organism in Eukaryota, Metazoa, Chordata, Mammalia, Carnivora, Phocidae. Gene Ontology annotation, molecular function: protein binding. Bases 1 to 3675 code for a protein of 1224 amino acids. Gene Ontology annotation, cellular component: postsynaptic density membrane. The transcript is spliced from 27 exons. The record is from RefSeq and is a predicted model, not a curated record.